Molecule: messenger RNA, 2196 nt
Organism: Ochlerotatus camptorhynchus
Lineage: Eukaryota; Metazoa; Arthropoda; Insecta; Diptera; Culicidae
Product: protein maelstrom homolog
Exons: 2
Coding region: 94-1893 (599 amino acids)
Biological process (GO): negative regulation of DNA-templated transcription; piRNA processing; regulation of miRNA-mediated gene silencing
Cellular component (GO): nucleus; P granule
Molecular function (GO): sequence-specific DNA binding
Source: RefSeq, a predicted model, not a curated record
GUUCACAUCGUUCACAUGUCGCUGGUUGUGUAUUUUUCGUCGGAAAGCGCGAAAAUUAAUUUUCCUAUCUGAAUUGUUUAUGUGAUCCGGACAAUGCUCGCUCGAAGCAAAUCGGCUCCUAGAGGGCCAUUUUUCCUCUUCAUGUUGGAGUUCCGUCGACGGGAAGAAAGUAAAGGCAAGAGUUUCCCCGGCGGAAUGGAUCAAUUAGUGCACGAAGCCCGGUCAUCGUGGAAACUUCUGAGUGAAGCCGAAAGGCUAGUGUACAAGGAUCAGUCCCUGGCGUACAGGAAUCAACAAAAGCAGAACACGAAUCAAAAGGGCGUUCCGCUUUCGAUGGUCGAAAUAAAGCAGCGGAAGCGAACAAAGCAGCAGAAAACGAUUGAUAAAGCAAUUUCCGAAAUGAUUCAGAGAGGCAUGCGUAAAAAUGUGCUGGAAAAGUUAGAGAUGUUCUUCAUUUCGGUCAAUCAUUUUUGUAAGACUCAUACAUCUGAUUACGUACCGGCCGAGAUGGCAAUCAUCAGGUACAGUUUGGAAAAUGGAAUACUUGGCAAGUUCCACGAAUUGAUAAAUCCCGCCAAGUUGCCGUUGGGACUGACUUAUGAAGCGAGCGAGUACAGCGAAGAAACUCAUGCGCUGCCAAUUCCACCAAAUGCGUUGGGUGAAACCGACUUCGGAGCCGUACUACAGAAGGUUCUGGCUUUUACCGGUUACAACAAGCCGCACAAACUGUUUCCUCUCCUCACCGAUGCCAAGGAAGUUGCGGUGGUCGAAAGUGUUCUGACUCAGCUCAACAAAGAAUCGAAGACCAAUUAUCAGUUUUUGGUAAUUUCCCUGGGAGAAUUCUUCUACCACCUGAAGCGUGGCACGGAAAAGUACGGUCUGGAUAUUUGCAUCUUUCCGGAUAAAACCAUAGCGGAAAUAUUGCUGAAGAAUGAUGUGUACGAAUAUACCAGUGGGAUUGCUUGCGAUUUCCAUGAGAAUCUAGGAAAUCCAAAGUGCUGUGCACUGUCGAAGGUUAGCCGUUGGACGUACAUCAUUUCGAAUAACUGCUGCCCGGAUCUGAGUAUUGAUCUGAUCGCCGGAAGUCACAUGCCAUUGAACACGGAAGCAUCCCAUUUGUACGAAUCAACACCGUCCAAUACCAUGCUGAGGCAAGUCGGUGAAAUGUCUCUCGUUUCUUCUUCGGCGCAGUCCCAUUUUACACUACCACAGAUCCAAAGGCGCCACGCAAAGAGCCCAUCUCGUAGUUGUGCAGGAACCAGCAAGGAUGUGAAGAUGGAUACUGCCGAAACAGGUGUUGCUACUAUGAAUUCAUUCUACAUGGUUGAAAGCGUUUACGGUUCAAGUUUCCCAAUGAAGGGUACUGGAAAACAAACGAAACUGAUACCGGUGCGCCAGUCAAGUUCGGGACGAGGUCGCGGAAUAUUGCUGGCUAAUAAUUUGAACGAACCCUCAUCGAUUGGGUUCUACGUCAAGGGAACAGGAAAAGGUCGCGGUGAAUGGUUGGCUGAUAAUUCUAUUAGCUCAGUAUUGCAAGGAGCUGGUCGAGGGCAGAGCCUUUUGAUCGGUUCCACUUCUAUUGGAAUUGAUCCUACGUACUGCCAAUUGGAUUCCAUGGACAUGGCAAGAGGUCGCGGAUCAGCGCGCAGACAGUCUUCUGUUGGGAAGACUUCCUCAUACCGCCAGCCAUACAGUUCGGAUGGCAAGAGAGUAGUGAAAGGUCCUGGAGAUUCGCAGACUGGUAACUCUAAUGGGAAGAAUUCUUUGGUCCGUCAAUUGAAUAACACUGGAAUAGCAAAAGGUCGCGGAGAAUUGUUGGCCGAUUCUUCUUUCAGCUCAAUGUUGCAAGGAGCAAGUUGGCGAAAGGGCAUUUUUGCCGAGCAUUCUUCAUAAAGAAAUAUUUAAGUCCCUUCCAUUGCUUCAGGCAUUGGCUUACUGAUAGUCACGUUAAGGAUUAUAUAACUAUACUGUUGAUUUAGUUGUUUCGAUUACAACUUUCGAACCUAUUCUACUUUAUGACUUACUUCAAACGUGAAUUAUUGGUGAUUUGUUUUGUGACAUUCGUAUUUUGAUUUUUCUUUUUAAUUUUUUUUUUGUAUACUUUUUUUGAUUCGCAGUGUGUUCUGGCUGCGAAAAACUCAAGAAUUCACUUUUUUAUUCUUUGAUUCACCGGAACAAUACAAAACAUUCUUUAUA